CCUGUUCACAACAACAAGUUCUUAUUGGCUGCCGAAUUGAUGAAAAACGAUAAUCACAACCUCGAAGCAGAAGUCCAGUGUAGAGCAUCACAGCGGAGCAGACGCCCCCCUAACAGCCCUCAUACAGGACUGCAGCAGGACUUCAAACAUCUGGUCAGGAUGAAGAGGAAUCCACAGGAGGAAAUUGAGGAAAUUAAUGAAGAAGAUAAUAACUAUGUUAAUGCUCCAGCCUGGACUGUGGAUGAAGUGGCAGCCCCCCCAGACCAGAGGUCUCUCUUCUUCUCUCGGUCUUCUCCACUGAUAGCAGUGUGUUGGCUGAUACUGUUAGUCAUCAUGGGCCUUCGGAUCUACUUUACUCCUGUCAUCAACGACUGCAAGCUGACGGCAGAAAACCAGCAGCUGGAGACCCAGAGGAACAACUUAACAAAACAAAUACAAGACCUGGAGACAAACUGGAAUAAACUCAACGUCAGUCGAGCUCAGUGGAGCAUUGAUGCCUACUGCCCCAAAGAUAAUUCAGGGAGACGGUGUAAAGCCUGUCAGGAGGGAUGGGAACUCACCGGGCCCAGCUGCUAUGAGGUCCACGAUGUUGUUUCUUCUUAUCGGAAAACCUGGGAAGAAGCUCGAGAAGACUGCAGAGGAAAGGGUUCAGAUUUGGCUGUUUAUACUAAAGAGGAACAUGGCGUAAUCAACAAAUACAGCGCGGGUAGUUCAGGAACUGAUGGAUACUGGUUUGGUCUGAGAGCUGAAGGAGGGAGAUGGAAGUGGGUUGAUGGAAGUGAUCUGACUGAAAGCCACUGGACACCACAGCCUCCUCCUGCUACUGACGGUCAGUGUGCAAUGUCUGUCCAGAACGCAGCAUGGCAAUCAGUGAAAUGUGCUGAGAAAAAACGAUGGAUCUGCAUAGUGAAGGCUUUAUCUUUUUAAACACAGCUGUCAGACUCUGCAUGAUAAUAUCAACUGGCUUAUAAAUAUCACAU
Messenger RNA from Etheostoma spectabile (orangethroat darter), 980 nucleotides. Its product is annotated as CD209 antigen-like protein E. Bases 40 to 927 code for a protein of 295 amino acids. The record is from RefSeq and is a predicted model, not a curated record. Lineage: Eukaryota; Metazoa; Chordata; Actinopteri; Perciformes; Percidae. The transcript has 7 exons.